Molecule: messenger RNA, 1210 nt
Organism: Paramecium sonneborni
Lineage: Eukaryota; Ciliophora; Oligohymenophorea; Peniculida; Parameciidae
Source: the annotation of a GenBank genome assembly
AUGUAUAAAAUUACACCACCUUCUCAAUAAACAUACAAAGGUCCUAAAUUAUAUUAAAGUCCAAUCACUUAAUUAUAAAAUAAUGAAACCUUAACAGAAGAUGUCUUAUAAAGUUCAUCUGAAUAAUAAAGAGAAUAACUAGAAUAAAUAUUAGAUAUCAAACCAAGUAUAAGAGAUUGUAAAUAAACAUAAAACAAUGAUAAUAAAUAAGAUUUAUGGAAUACAAUUUCAUAAAUUCAAAAAAGAAUGUAAGAACAGGAACAAAACUUAUAUAAAGUUAACAAUCAAUAACAAGAAGAAAUUGAUAAAUUAAAAACUCAAAUCAAAUAACAGAAACUAUUGUAUGAAUAAGAAAUUGAAGAAAUUAAAUACUCUUCCAGAAUUCAGAGUUAAAAACAUUAAUCUUACAAUUCUCAUACUCCCAAAAAUAAUCGUGAAUAUAGUUAUAGAAGUGUUACUAAUAAUAAUAUAGAUGAUAUAUAAGAUAACAUUUAUUUAUAAUAAUUGGUUUAGGAUUUAAGAUAACAAAUACUUACACUUACUCUAUAAUAAAAUAAUUAUUAUACUCCUAAUUAAAGUAAUGAGAAUGUCUGGGAAUAAAAGUAUAGAUAAUUAGAAAAAUAAAGAGAAACAGAAUUAUCUAUUAAGGAGUAACAUCAUAUAGAACGUAUAUGUAAUCUAGAAACAUAAUUAAAUAAUCAAAAAUAAUCAUAUGAAAAUGAAUUAUUUGCUAUUAGAAAGAUCUUAGAUGAAAAAAGUAAAGAAGACUCAAAACUAAGAAAUUAAAAUUAAUAAUUGCAAAAAGACUUAAACUCUUACAUUAAUUAAGUAAACUCUUUUUUUUAAUUAGUUUAAUUUAUUAUCAUAACAGAUUUAGUCAUUAAAUUAGUAAAUCUAGCAGUAUCAGAUUUAAAUAUAAUAAUUAUCUAAUUAAUUAUAGCAAUAAUAACCAAUUAAUAAUUAGCAUUAAUUAAUUGAACUUGCUAAUCAGCUUUAAACUUUAACAUAAAUUUUAGAAAAAAAGAAUUAGGAAUGCGAAUAUUAUAAAUAAAAAUCAUUAUAAAAUUUGUAACCUUAGUAAUAGAAUCAAUAAAUAAUAACGUAUCGUUAAGCUUUAACUCCUACUAGAUAAAAUACUGUUUAAAACACAUCUGAUUCAAUAGUCUUCCCUACUUUAAAUAAAUAAUAAGUUUUAUAGUAGUUCUAAUGA